Messenger RNA from Tachysurus fulvidraco (yellow catfish), 3421 nucleotides. It is a transcript of the gene tmem59l, whose product is annotated as transmembrane protein 59-like. NCBI's taxonomy places the organism in Eukaryota, Metazoa, Chordata, Actinopteri, Siluriformes, Bagridae. The transcript has 8 exons. The record is from RefSeq and is a predicted model, not a curated record. Bases 188 to 1195 code for a protein of 335 amino acids.
GUAGAAAGUGCUUUGCUGUGCGAUUAAAAAAAGCCCUGAAUCUAGAUGGGAGACGCGGUGACGCGCGCGUAAUGAUGCUGCGCAUGACGCCAUAGCGCGUUCCCGAAGCGUUUGGGGCGGAGGAUAUCCGGAUCUUGUGGUAAACCAGGAACGAGGCCAGUGCACUCCGAGUGAACAGGGCAAUAAGAUGGCACGGGUCGGUAGCGCAGUGUGCGGCGUGCUUCCUCUGCUCUUCGUGGCGGUGGCGAUGGCAGCAUCCGAUCUGUUUGACAAUCAACUGGGAGACAUCAGCUACUGUAAAAACCAGUGUCAGACCACCAUCAAAAACAAAAAAGCUGCCAAAGACUCCGUAAUGAAUGCGUGCUACCGCGGCUGCCGGCUCUAUUCGAUUUGCCAGUUCGUGAACGGAAACACAGGAUUCAACAACAGCAAGGAGGAAUGCCAGGGAGCAUGCCAGGAAGCAUACAGUAAGCUACUGGAACAGGAAGCAUGUAGCACAGGCUGUACCAGCCAGCCAGCUGAGCCUGAAAUCCUGCGGAGGAAGCUCAAGGCCCUGACCAACCGCCCCAAACCGGUUUCAGUGAUGGACGCUUUGUUUGGUUGGUGCAACGAUAUUGUCAGCUCUGCUCAAAGUUUCAUGUCCUCCACCUGGACUUUCUACCUGCAGGCUGAUGAUGGCAAGGUGGUUGUGUUCCAGAGCGAGCCAGAGAUCGAGUAUUAUUUACCCGAGGUUCAAGCCCCACACUCCAUUGCAAACAAAGCCUGGCCUGAAGGAAAUCCUCAGACACAGAGGCUACAGUCUGGUGAACGACUGCACGGGGAGAAAAACACACCUAAAGUUGUGAGUAAGGGCAAACACAGCAGCCAGCGUGUCGAGGACACGGUCACUGAGCACGACUUCCUGGGCUGCAUGUCAAGGCGUUCGGGUUUGCCACGGUGGAUCUUAGCUACAUGUCUCCUGUUAUCAAUCAUGGUGAUGCUGUGGCUGAGCUGCGCCAGUCUGGUAACGGCACCUGAGCAACAUGUGAAGACUCAGUUGAGCAUCAACGGAGAUAAGGAGUUCUUGGACUACAUACCAAAAGUCAAUCCCUACCAUCUGACUUCGGUGAUUGCCGUAGCAGUCGGCCACCACGACGAAGGAAAAGAGGCGGGGCCUUUGCCGGUCAAAGUCGACCUAAACAAAACCUCACUUUAAAAUCAUUACAACGUGUGUGUCAUCUGUUAGUAUUUCUGUCCCUCAGUUAGAGGAAAAACAUCAUAACGUUUCAUUUUCUAAAGAAAAGUGCAUGGUGUAUAUAAGAACAGGUUCCACAGUGUUCAGUAACAUUUGACUUCGAUAUUUAUCGUGUAUCACAGAUAGUGCUGCUUUCAAAAACAUUACCGAAAUGAUUAACCGAGCUUUAAUUGUAGCAAGUAAGAUUUGGGAAGCUAAUGUGUUCUUUGAGCUACUUAGAACGUCUUUAAUAACGGCCAUGGUGUUGACUUCAGUGAGCAAUCCGAUUACUUGUCUCCUGAAUAUAAAUUAUUAACCGGUUUCUACACCGGAAACAGACCCUACCUGUGGAAUCAUGGGAGCAUAAUCAUUUGUACAUAUUAAUCUCUAUCACUAAUGUAUAUCACUUAUGUAUAAGGUCUUAUCGUAGAUGCUAAUAGACUGGUCUCAUUUAGAUGCUAAUAGCUCAAAUUUAGUAGUAUCUACAGAAAGCUUUGAGGUUCUGAGUGAUGCCUGUGUGAAGUAAGAAUGUAUAUUUCUCUUUUAUUCUUGAGAUUGUGAGAUGGGAUGAUUCUCUUACUUCUGCUUUAGUGCUAGGCUAGGUUUUGAAGAAUAGCUCUUUUUUUUUUAGCAGCCGUAGAGCCGAUCAGCCAUAAAGGCUCAUCCGGCCGCUAAUCGUGUUUCUAAGCCACGUGGUCCUGAUCGCAGUGCAUGCUAGUAGGUAUUGACGUAGCAAUUACAUGCUUACCCACUUAUAGACAAUAGACUAUUAUAUACUUUUAAUAUUUCUGUUUGGAGCUUUAUGUCGAGUGGCAAUGCAGUUACACAAUCGAUGCAUGACCUAAUCUAUAAUACAUAACAAAUGCUUUUUAUUCACGCAGUGAUUAAGUGGGUGAUUGAAUUUCUUUCUUUCUUUUUUUUCUUUAUUUGCUCCAGAAUUCAUUAGUCAUUUAUUAUUAAAUGAUGAUGUUCUCUGUGUCAGCAUGUCACACAGUAAAGUACGAAGAACAGUAUAAAAAAAAGAGGGAGAUUAUACAAGCUUAUUAAAAAUCAUCAGUUUUCCACAAACUCAUACGGUUGAAGUAAUACCGUAUGAUUUUUGACUCGUUGCUUUGCUUUUGCUGGUUUCUCUCAAUCAGCCGCCAGACUCAAUACAAUUUGCAUGGCUAAAUAUCCAAUUCAUUAAUCAUUGAGUAGUUAUGUAACGGCCAUCUCUCUCAUUAUCCGACAAAAUUUACUAACUGCCUGCUAAAGUCUUAUGUUUAAAGGGAAUAAGGUAUUACGUUUCAGGGUAAUAUUGCCAUGAAUGAUAUAUAAAUGACUUAAUUCACCUCAUUUUCUCUAAUAUUUGGUACGUUCUGAUUUGUUAAAUGUUUCCCUGCCCCUAUUGAACACAUUAUAUACAUGCAAGUACAGUAUGUAGGCAUGAAUUUUAUAACAUAUGCUAACACAGCUUAUACACUGAUUGUCUUAAACAUUUAUGCUGAUUUGUUGUUUAAUAUUAGUACAAAAUGGUUCAUUUAUGCCUGUAGCAUGGAGCUACUCCAUCUACCAACAUGCACUGGUGUGUUUUGUCGCAAAGUUUUCUUUUGCCUGCAGGUAUUUUCUUAUUAACAAAUCCACUGAGGAGAAGAAGAAGAAGAAGAAGAAGAAGAAGAAGUAGUAAAAUAUUUGUUAUUUAAAAAUGUAAUAAACUGUCAACUUGGCAAUAAUUUGUGGCUGUAAAUGCAAGCAUUUAACCCAGCAUUAGUGUAGAAUAAGGAAUUUUUGCUUUGGAAAAUGAUUAUGGACGUUCUGUACUGGCCCUUCACCAGCGCUGGACUGCUGGCUGAUCACCUGUAAGAAGCGCAAACAUUAUGUACUGUAGGCUCUUCAUAUUGCGCUUUCCUAACUCAGCUCAAGGUGCAGUGCGAAUAUCUUCCCCUUGCCCAUUAAAAUACCCUCCAAAAGUCAUUACUGAAGUAUACUGUCAAAGACAUUGAUCGACAUGUUUUAGAACGAUACGUUUAUUAUCAGUAAUAAAGCUCAAUGUAAAAACUUGCACAACAAAUAUUAAAUACAAUUAACAAAACCAACAUGAUAUGCUGUGGGACUUUUUGCUGCAGGGCAUGUUUCUGCGGAAGUUCUAAAAGUGUGGUGGUGGUGGUGGCAAAUUUUGCUGCAAUGUUCAAAAUGUAGGAGUUUGCAUGUUCUCCCAGUGCCUCGGGG